This is a messenger RNA of Serinus canaria (Common canary), 1333 nucleotides long. Its product is annotated as H-2 class II histocompatibility antigen, I-E beta chain-like. Gene Ontology annotation, molecular function: MHC class II protein complex binding. The transcript has 3 exons. Lineage: Eukaryota; Metazoa; Chordata; Aves; Passeriformes; Fringillidae. The coding region runs from base 16 to 708 and encodes 230 amino acids. The record is from RefSeq and is a predicted model, not a curated record. Gene Ontology annotation, cellular component: membrane; MHC class II protein complex. Gene Ontology annotation, biological process: antigen processing and presentation of exogenous peptide antigen via MHC class II; peptide antigen assembly with MHC class II protein complex; immune response.
GGGAGGUGUCUGGCCAUGGGGCGAGUGGCGGCAGCUGGGGCCCUGCUGGCGGCACUGUUGAUGCUGGGAGCCCCCCCGGCUGCGGGCGCGGAGCUCUCAGGAGUGUUCCAGGAGAUGGUUCAGUCCGAGUGUCACUUCAUUAAUGGCACCGAGCGGGUGAGGUUUGUGAAGAGGUUCAUCUACAACCGGGAGCAGUACGUGCACUUCGACAGCGAUCUGGGGCACUUUGUGGGGGACACCCCAUAUGGGGAGGAGGUUGCCAGGUACUGGAACAGCGACCCGGAAUGGAUGGAGCACAGACGGGCAGCGGUGGACAGGCACUGCCGGCACAACUACGAGCUGUCCACCCCGUUCCUCGUGGAGCGCCGAGUGCCCCCCACCGUGUCCAUCUCAUUGGUGCCCUCGAGCUCCCAGCCCUGCCCUGGCCGCCUGCUCUGCUCCGUGAUGGAUUUCUACCCUGCCCACAUCCAGGUGAGGUGGUUCCAGGGCCAGCAGGAGCUCUCGGAGCACGUGGUGGCCACCGACGUGGUCCCCAACGGGGACUGGACCUACCAGCUGCUGGUGCUGCUGGAAACCGCCCCCCAGCACGGGCUCACCUACACCUGCCAGGUGGAGCACGUCAGCCUGGAGCACCCGCUGAGCCGGCACCGGGGUAUGGCCCAGCUCCCACAGCGCUGGGGGAGGGGGAGUGGGACUGGGCUUAACUGAGAGGGGAGUUGGUGGUAGCUGGCAAUAAUUGGGAGGGAGUUUGAGGGAGGCAGAGGGUAACUGGGAGAAGGGUUUGGAUGGCCUGGGAGGGCAGAGAAGAGUUUUGGAGGAUGCUGGGAAGAUUGGGAUGCAGUUUAGGGUUUCCAGGUGGCUUCUGAGAGGGAACAUCCUGGUGGUGCUGGAUGUAACUGGAAGGGAGUCUGAUGAAGCUGGAGGGGCUGGAAGCAGGGUGGGGAUGUAAAAACAGGGCUGGGAUGGGAGUGAGUGUGCUUCAAUCUACUGGCAGUGAUGUUGGUGAGCCCUGGUGGGACUAGGAAAAGGUUUGGGGGAUCGUUGGAACAUGGGUGUCAACUGGGAGGGGGUUUGGGGUCCUGGAGGGAUGGGGAGGGGACUUGGGUGGUACUAGGGAGGUUGGAUGGGGAUAGGAAAGAGGUCUUGUGGUCUUGGGUGGGCUGGAGGGUGUUUGGAGGGGUUUGGGGUAUCUGUGAGAGGUUUUGGGGGGUCCUGAGCUCUCCGGACCCCACAGAGAUGCUGCUGGACACCACCCGCAGCAAGAUGCUGACCGGGAUCGGGGGCUUUGUCUUGGGCUUCGUCUUCCUGGUGCUGGGGCUUGGCUUCUAUCUGU